AGAGAGAGAGAGAGAGAGAGAGGAUGAAGAUCACGUCGUUGAUGGUGCUGAAAUGCCCGCCGGACGGUUCCGAUCCGGUGAUCUUGGCCAACGCGACGGACGUAAGCCAUUUUGGAUACUUUCAGAGAUCCAGCGUGAAGGAAUUCAUCGUCUUCGUUGGUCGGACCGUCGCCAAACGUACCCCACCCGGACAACGCCAAUCGGUUCAACACGAAGAGUACAAAGUUCAUUCCUAUAAUAGAAAUGGUGUCUGUGCCUUGGGCUUUAUGGAUGAUCACUAUCCAGUUCGAAGUGCAUUCUCUCUGCUCAACCAGGUGCUAGAUGAGUACCAAAAGAAUUUUGGUGAUUCAUGGAGAAACGUGCAAACAGAUAGCACACAACCAUGGCCAUAUCUGAAUGAAUCUCUAUCAAAAUUUCAGGACCCUGCUGAAGCUGAUAAGCUAUUGAAAAUUCAGAGGGAAUUGGAUGAAACUAAAAUUAUCCUGCAUAAGACUAUUGAUAGUGUCCUUGCACGGGGUGAGAAGCUGGACAGUUUAGUUGAGAAGAGUUCAGACCUCAGCUCAGCUUCACAGAUGUUUUACAAGCAGGCGAAAAAGACCAAUCAAUGCUGUACAAUAUUGUAGAUUCUGAAUCAAGGGGGCAGUUCAACCGUGGUUUACUUGUUCUUCCAUUAAAUAUGUUGCAUCACGAAUUCUUCUUGUGUCAGUUAUUAAUCAUUGCAAUUCCGAAUUCUAUUAAUUGUUCCCUCUUGUAUCUUGCCUUCGCAGAAUGAAGUGGGGAAACCUGACACAUGUUGGCUUUGCCUUGUUAUUGCUAUAUGAUAUAUAAGUAUGCUUGGUGUUGGUGUUUACAAUAGCUCAGAUCACUCGUUGUUAUCGUGGUUCUUUCUAUUUUCUUGGUCAG
Molecule: messenger RNA, 903 nt
Organism: Ilex paraguariensis (yerba mate)
Lineage: Eukaryota; Viridiplantae; Streptophyta; Magnoliopsida; Aquifoliales; Aquifoliaceae
Source: the annotation of a GenBank genome assembly